Trypanosoma grayi is the source of this 756-nucleotide messenger RNA. RefSeq lists its product as hypothetical. The transcript has a single exon. NCBI's taxonomy places the organism in Eukaryota, Euglenozoa, Kinetoplastea, Trypanosomatida, Trypanosomatidae. The record is from RefSeq and is a predicted model, not a curated record. The coding region runs from base 1 to 756 and encodes 251 amino acids.
AUGCCGUCGACAAGCAGCAGACACCUUCUCCCUGACCCGCAUGUCUUCUCUCAUGAGCACUCGCCGCACCCGUUGCGGCGGCAGCAACAGCAGCUUCAUGGUGAGAAAAGUGUGGCCUCGAAGAGCCGCAGGGGAAGAAAAGGGUCUGCUGUUGCGACAGAGCGGACGCGCAGUGCCAGUUUUGAGACACGCAGAGCCGCAAGGGCAGGAAACGGCAAGAAGGCCGCUGAGGCUGAAGACCAAAGGGAGGAGAUACAGAUCGAUCAGCCCCCCUGCGAUGGCGAUGACAUCUGCACGGAGUGGUUCGAGAAUGUGGAGGUCGGCUGCUACGACAGCAGCCCGACGCUGAUGGAGUUGGGCGUCUGGGACGCAGAGCACGUGCGGCGCAGUGCGGAGGCAGCGCGAGACAUGGCGUUCAUCCGCGGCGCCAUCAGUGCCCUGCGCGCGGAUGCAGGCGCUGGCGUACCCGCUACACGCAGCAGCGUCCCUGUAGAGCUGACUGCCGGGGCGUGCAGUGAAAUCGAGGUGAAACGGGGUGUGAUUAUACCAGCCGCUGCAGCGACACAGGCACGUGGUGAGCGGAAUAUCGUUAUUGAUAGCGCAAGCAAUUCUGAAGCUGAGGAUGGUGGCAGCUUCGUGCCGGUGGUGGCGAAGCAAGAGGGAUACACUGUGGUCACGGCGUCAACUGCAAAACCAACAGUGGAAAAAAUAAUAGAAUCCCGUGGGAAAAAGUUAAUUGACGCAAGAGACCUUUGA